This is a messenger RNA of Megalobrama amblycephala (Wuchang bream), 1377 nucleotides long. Its product is annotated as zinc finger protein 184-like. Gene Ontology annotation, biological process: negative regulation of transcription by RNA polymerase II; regulation of immune system process; regulation of cytokine production. The annotation marks the transcript as partial. The transcript has a single exon. The record is from RefSeq and is a predicted model, not a curated record. Lineage: Eukaryota; Metazoa; Chordata; Actinopteri; Cypriniformes; Xenocyprididae.
UGCACUCAGUGUGGAAAGAGUUUCUCAACCAAACAACAUCUUAAGAUUCACAUGAGAGUUCAUACAGGAGAGAAGCCGUUCACAUGUGAUCAGUGUGGAAAGAGAUUCACACAAAGAGGAAAUCUUAAGAAUCACAUGAAAGUUCACACUGGAGAGAAGCCGUUCACAUGUGAUCAAUGUGGGAAGAGUUUCUCACAAAAAGUACAUCUUACUGUUCACAUGACAGCUCACACAGGAGAGAAGCUGUUCACAUGUGAUCAAUAUGGGAAGAGCUACAGUCAAUCAUCAAGCCUUAAAGAACACAUGAUGAUCCACAGUGGAGAGAAGCCACACACAUGUGAUCAAUGUGGGAAGAGUUUUACAACAAAACAAAGUCUUGAGAUUCACAGUGGAGUUCAUACCAGAGAGAAGCGGUUCGCAUGUAAUGAAUGCGGCAAAACGUUUCUCUGGGCAUCAAACCUGAAGAAACACCUGACAGUUCAUACAAAGGAGAAGCCACAUUCAUGUUCUGUGUGUGGAAAGAGUUUUUCACAGCUGUGUAGUUUACAAGAACAUGAGAAAAUACACACUGGUGUGAGAGAGUACAUGUGCUUUGAGUGUGAGAAGACUUUUAUUACAGCAAACCAAUUAAAACGUCAUGAGAGAAUUCACACUGGAGAAAAACCUUACAAGUGUUCACACUGUGACAAGAGAUUCAGUGUGUCAUCAGAUCUGAAAACACAUGAGAGGAUCCACACUGGAGAGAAACCUCACAAGUGUUCACAGUGUGACAAGAGAUUCAGUCAGUUAGCACAUCUGAAAACACAUGAGAGGAUUCACACUGGAGAAAAACCUUACAAGUGUUCACACUGUGACAAGAGAUUCAGUUGUUCAUCAUAUCUGAAAGCACAUGAGAAGAUCCACACUGGAGAAAAACCUUACAAUUGUUCAUACUGUGACAAGAGAUUCAGUGAUUCAUCAUCUCUGAAAACACACAAGAGGAUCCAUAGCAGAGAGAAGCCGCACGUGUGAUCAGUGUGGAAAAAGUUUCUCUUUUAAAAAUCACCUGAAGAUACACAUGAAGAUCCAUGCAGUGGAGAAACCACAUCACCACAGUCUGAAAUCCAAUAAGUAGUUCAUCUUUAUGUGCUGAGGAACAAAGUAGUUUCCUUACAGCCACAAUAAGUGGCAGGACGGUUUGGUGGUUGCUUAGUGUCUGCUUGGAAAAUCUGAAACUUCUCCUGAAACUACAACAGAACGAUCAAAUCACUGUUAAAACAGACUGUAUGGAUCCCUUAAGGUCAGUGUGACAAACUAGUGACUUACACUUAGUGAACAAACUGCCAUGUUUCUAUCAUUGUCAUUUACAACAUAACAAUAAAACAACCUAAAACUGAC